Messenger RNA from Aureobasidium namibiae CBS 147.97, 816 nucleotides. RefSeq lists its product as uncharacterized. NCBI's taxonomy places the organism in Eukaryota, Fungi, Ascomycota, Dothideomycetes, Dothideales, Saccotheciaceae. The coding region runs from base 1 to 816 and encodes 271 amino acids. The record is from RefSeq and is a predicted model, not a curated record. The transcript has a single exon.
AUGAAGAGCCAGUACUCAGCACAAGCUCCAGCUCCAGCUCCAACUCCCUUGGACCAAGGCACUGCACCACCAGCCUACUCACCGGUCUCCAACGCCGCACCAGUCCCUUCCAUCGCAAUAUCAUCACCUCAGAGCCAAACAGCCGAUGACCCCUACGCCUUCCUCAGCACCUUCGACACGAUCUUCCUCAUCGACGACUCGGGUUCCAUGGCAGGCAGCCGCUGGCGCGAAACCCAAGAAGCGCUUGAAUCAAUCACUCCCAUCUGCGUUUCUCACGACGCCGACGGAAUCGACAUCCUCUUCCUCAACAACCCUGAAAACCAAUAUCACAAAAACGUCACUUCGGCAGCCACCGUCCGCGAAAUCUUUUCUAGUGUGAGACCCAGGGGCGGUACACCUACUGGCCAACGUCUGGAUUCUAUCCUCAGACCGUACAUUCGCCGGUGUGAGCAACAAGGUCCUGAAGCAGUGAAGCCACUAAAUCUUAUCGUCAUCACUGAUGGCGAGCCAAGCGAUGACGUGGAGGCUCCCCUUAUCAGUUGUGCGAAGAAGCUCGAUAAACUUGAUGCUCCUGCUUGGCAAAUCGGUAUCCAAUUCUUCCAGGUUGGUAGGGAUGAGGGUGCACGUGCUCAUCUAAGGGCUCUCGAUGACGAGUUGGCAGAGAUUGCGGGCAUGGAGUUGAGGGAUAUGGUUGACACGGUGCCUUUCAAGGGUGCGGACGGAGAGCAUCUCUCUGCGGAUGGCAUUCUCAAAGUUGUGCUGGGAGCAGUGAACAGAAGACUGGACAGGAAGAGAAGUCAGGAUCUGCACCGCUGA